Molecule: messenger RNA, 643 nt
Organism: Neurospora crassa OR74A
Lineage: Eukaryota; Fungi; Ascomycota; Sordariomycetes; Sordariales; Sordariaceae
Exons: 3
Coding region: 20-643 (207 amino acids)
Source: RefSeq, a predicted model, not a curated record
GCCGACGAAAACCAGCAAAAUGAUCGCGAAUUGCCCAAGGACAUUUGCGUUAUUUCUGCAGUUCUCCGAUAGCGCCCAGCUCGGUGUCUAUGGUUUGCGUACUGCUUCCACCAUCGGCUCAGGACCUCCUGCGGUGCGACUCGCUAGCUUCUGUUCCACCGCCGUGCGCGUCCAAAUCACCUCUGCCAGGUCACGCUUUGUGAUGGGAAGUUAUGGGAGUGCAAACAUGAGGCCUGAGAUGCACGAGGGGGUUGAUGAUAGCGCACUGCGCGCCGACAUCGACGCACAGCCCUUGUUGCAUACUUCCCGACGCCCUGGCUGGGUGAAACAGGUCACCCCUGCAAUUCCCAGAAGCCCUGCCCAGCAGUCGAUGGCACCCGCACCUAGCAGGCUUUCGACAGGCACCCGAUUUUUCUGGAACAUCUGUGAUCCUGGGAUACCUGACUUGGGCCAGGACCCCUGUCCAAAUGCGGCAACUUUGCAACGGUACGCGCCACGUUUUAGUAAGGGGCAGAACAAACAUAUGGCCCUACCGGUUUUCGGAAACCAUCCUGGACGCUGUGCUCUCCGUGGACAGAUGUAUAUCCUUGCCAACGGAUGUGUAGAGGCGGGAACGUUGAGCGACCGGCCUGGUGACAGCUGA